Molecule: messenger RNA, 3012 nt
Organism: Trametes versicolor FP-101664 SS1
Lineage: Eukaryota; Fungi; Basidiomycota; Agaricomycetes; Polyporales; Polyporaceae
Exons: 10
Coding region: 1-3012 (1003 amino acids)
Source: RefSeq, a predicted model, not a curated record
AUGUGCUCCGACGAGAACGGCGCUCCCCAUGCGGUUCGCUAUCUGAACGCGCAACUCGCGGUCCUUCACGAAAACGCGGUGAAAUGUCUGGAAACCCAUCCUCAGGCUCGCGGUGAAGACAACAGGCAAUACAACGCAUUGGCGGAGUUCACAGCCCAGCGACCAGGGGCCGCGUCAUACAUGCCUUCCGAAACCGAUUCCCUAUUCCAUGCAUGCUUCAAGGCGCCUGAACUCCGGUUUGUUUGCGACCACGACGUACUGCUACACCUCACCGUGGAGAAGGGACAUGUCGUCCUAGACACCUUCAAGGCGGGCAAAGGGGAAGUUGUUCAACUCCAAUCUGGCCUUUGCGUCACGUACCGUGUUGGGUUUGAGACCAGACGCAUCGUCGGCAACGACACGAAGAUUGGUGACAGCGGGAGUGUCAUCGAGCUUGUGAUCCUUGAUCUGAAGAACGCCACCGUGUCGUCCAUUGAGCCGGAGCAGACCAGUGGUCGUGACUCCCUCCUUCGCUAUCUCAACCAGUAUCUGGACCUCUUGUACAGCGCCGGCAACCAUGUCCUAUUCUCCCUUCCCCAUUUCGGCCAGGACGUGGCCCCGAUGGAGGUUUCCUUCUCGCUCAUGGCUAUAUCCGCACAAUACGAGUGGCUGGCGACGAUCUACGGCGUGACGGUGGAGCAUAUCAACGCGCACAUGUCCUCGCUCUGGCUCAAGUCAGCGAUGUUGGCGUACGGCGGCGUCGCGAGCAGCACCACGGACUGGAGGCCGCGCUGCUUGGCCGAGUUCAGCCGCAAGGAGGGAGGCGACUUUUUCCACAUCAAGUUCGGCGCCCCCCAUGUGAACAUCCUCUGCUCGAGGGAAGUUGUGAUAACAUUUGACAUCGACGAAGCUGAGUUCUUUGACGACGACGAUUUCACCUUGGCGCCAGUACGGACCUUCACGAAGUGGAAAGUGGCAAUGGUCGUCAAUGUGCUUCAAGGAACGGGAAUCUACGACAACGUUGUGAGGAUCAUGUUCGAUUUAACCAACGGACGCUAUCACCACACGCUCUCUGCGUACCCCGAGUUCAACGAGAACGACGAGGAAGCGCUCGAAUAUCGCGAGCUCAUCAUCGCAUUCUUCGCUGAAGAAUAUCUUGGAAUCCUCCAUGGCGCGGGCUACCACGUCCUCUACGAACACGAUGCUCGCUGGGAGAGCAUCAAGAAGCACAGGUUCGAGUCGUCCGACGACACGGAGGGCAGCUGGUGGAGUCUCGAGCUCGGCGACCCGAGCGGCGUUACUUCGCGCGAGACCAUCCAGCGGGCGAAGAUGUACGGCUUCGACCAGGUCGUCGCUAUCUCCCAGGGGUCUAUCAACGCGCAGUUCUCGGCACUGUGGGCGAGCGCGUCGGCGGUGUUGUUCCACACCUGGGCGUACGAGCAGUUCUUUUCGUGCACCUUCAAGGCGCUCUCACUCACCCUGCUGAGCAACAACCGGGCGAUCGUCUGGGUGCACCUGACGAACGGAAACCUCAGGGCGCUCCGUGACUGGGCGCCCUCCAGCGAUGCCGCGUACGAGUUCAGAGAUUGGCGCAUGGCGUUCGAGGUCGAGCUGAAGAUGUGCACGCACGAGGAGCUGGAAGGCGCGUCUUCUACAGCGUUCAUGAAGACGAUGUCGUAUGAGAGACACGCAAACCAUCCGGACCGCGAGCUCAACCACAUCUACCUCAACUUACGGAACGCGGAGUAUAUUCACGAAUAUUCCACCUACAGUGAUCUCAGGACGGACGUCGAAGACAGCCGCGGAGCCAUUCUCAAGCUGCAGGCUGUGGUGUGGUACCUUACCCAGCACUACUUCCCCGCCCUCUGCAAGGAGGGCAUGAACGUCCUCUCGAGCAUCCCCAUCUGGAAGACCGCGGGCCUGUCGCUGCCCUCCUACGCGCUCACGAGCGUCGCCUUCCACGUCUACUCCCGCGUCGAGGUCGCGCGCCACAACUGGGCGCACGUCACGCCCGGGCAGGAACCCAUCGUCGUCGUGCUCGGCACGACGGGCUACAGGCCGCUGCCUGCGGCGCAUCUCGAGUGGUCGACGGGCUGGGUGGUGCACGCAAACCGCGGGUUCUCGCACGGCACGCUGAGCAUCGCGCGCCGUGUGUUCCUCGAGGAGCGCCUGCUCGCGCUGCUGUCGGGCGUGAACGCGCACACGACGCUCAUUCCGCUCAUGCUCGACCCGUUGCGCGGCUUUUAUGGGGUGAGCCUCAGGACUUGGGCGGGCCACGAGCAGCGCAAGGACCGGCCGUCGAAGUGGGAGCUGCAGCCGGCGGGCGGGGACGGAUGCUUGAGGUACAUGUGGGAGCACUGUGAGGAGUGGCGGUACAAGAUGGCGGGGAGCGGGGACAUGAUGAACGCGACUCAGGGCAUGUCUUGCAUCACGAGAAACUUUGUCGAGCUGCCUACCGCUGUCAAGCAGGGCGCGCUGCACAUCAAGGUCAGUGGAAAGGUCGAGCUAAGCCUCGCGCUCCAGACUAUGAACUCCAAGUCAUACACCGCGACCUCGUCCGUGAGCUGGUCCACGAACGUCACCGUGCAGACGGCCGGGACCGGCAUCAAGGUCACCACACUCGGCUCACACGACCCCGUCUUCGCGAAGGCAGAGUUCACCGACGGCAGCGCGGCCAAGUUCCGCAACCCGAUGGACAUGCUCCGCGAGGCGUUCCCCGAGAAGGUCGCGCUCGACGAGCUCGUGCAGGAGAUCCGCGCGUUCGAGGGCGCGUGGGAGUACUGCUGCCCGCCCGCCGCGCCGUACUCCCUCGCGAGCCCAGUGUUCAACGACGACGGCGACCUGUUGUUUGAGCUCCGUAGGUACGGCACGGGCGCAGGGCGCGCGGCAGCGAUGUCCCCUGCGAGUCGUAUCGGCGGCCGCAGCGCGUCUCCUGCGUUUAAUGGGCGCCGCGCGGUUUCGCGCACGCGCACGGGUGGUCGGUCGCCUGUCCCGCACUCGCCGACCCGCAGUCCUACUGUUGGUGAGUGUUGA